Molecule: messenger RNA, 1047 nt
Organism: Bufo gargarizans (Asiatic toad)
Lineage: Eukaryota; Metazoa; Chordata; Amphibia; Anura; Bufonidae
Gene: C1H12orf43
Product: chromosome 1 C12orf43 homolog
Exons: 5
Coding region: 55-1044 (329 amino acids)
Biological process (GO): negative regulation of Wnt signaling pathway; Spemann organizer formation; Wnt signaling pathway
Source: RefSeq, a predicted model, not a curated record
UUUACGUCACUUCCGGGUCACAGCAGCAGCAGACCUGGGGACACGUGAGGCAAGAUGGCGGCGCCCAGGAGCAGCUGGCAGGAGGCGGAAUCUGACAGUAGUAGCGGGGCUGAGGAUCUGGAGCGGUUCCGAGAGGCGGCCUGGGAGCCUCCUGGUUCAGUGAAGAAAAUAGGCUCAGUUUCCAGAGAAAUCUGCUUCUCCUGUUGCCCCAAGCUUACGGUAUGUACAGUAAAAUAUCAUGACCAGAUUCUCUACCUUUGCCAAAGUCCUCUAAACAUUUCAGCCUUUUCUAGGGUUCGACCUAACAGCCAUGAGCAUGACGGGAAUGAACUCCAAACUACCCCUGAAUUCCGCACUCAUGUUGCCAAGAAGCUGGCUGCCAUGCUGGACAGCUGCAUCAGAGAAAUUCCAGGAAGCAACAGCUUCAAUCAGGAAUCUGCAGCCGCAUCAGACUCCGAAGAUGAAGGUUUUCGGCUAUUAACUACAUCUGUUCCUGGGGAUUGUAGGAAAAUAUUAUCGUCUCCAACCUUAAAACGCAGAGCGGCAUCUUCUACCAGUGAGGACAGUGAAGAAGAGGAACAGAGGUGUCGCGAGGCAGCUGUGUCAGGAUUAGAUAUUCUUAAACACAGUGCAUUACAGACAACCCUAGUGGAGAGGAUCGAAACAGAUGCCACUAAACAACCUAAAAAGAAGAAGAAAAAGAAGGCAAAGAAGGAUAGAGGGUUGAGUGGUGAGACUGAAACAGAUGACCAGAACAUGGAACCCAAAGGUAAUAUAAAUGGGUUUAAGAAGAAAAAGAAAGAAAGAGAAAUGAGUGACAAGACAGACUCACAUGAGAAGACUAUUCUUCCAGGGUCUGAAAAGAUCAACCCAGAAUCGGAUUGUUAUAAUAAGUCCAAAACUGUAAAAGAUCAGUCUAAGAAGAAAAAGAAGGAAAUGGGAUUGAAUCAGGAGACUACACCAGAUCACGACAUAAAUACAACGUGUGGAACCAAAAAGAAGAAAAAGAAGGUAGCUGCGGAAAAUUGUGAUGAACAUGACUGAUCG